AGCUGAGGGCGCGAGCAUCAAUCAAUUCUUUUCCUCUGUAUCAUAUCUUAAUUUCCUCGCAUAUCUUCCUACGUCCUGCAGCAGUCCCUCCCUCUCAUCCAUCCACUCAGGCGUCUUCCAGUCCCUAGUCCCAUUAAUUCUCCUCUUCUCCUCCUGAACUAGUGCACAAGCGCUUCCUGAUUCCAGCUUGGCCUGAUAAUCUCGACUUGCAGCAUCCAAGACAAUUGCCCUUCCGCGUCAAUCCUUCUACUCCAUAUCUGGGCCUCUACCGGCGCGACCUACCCUUACCAAGGCGACACCCGAGAGGCAAUAAGACUUGUCAAUUCCCACCCAACACACUCCCUCGCCCACUUUUCCUCCUUUCAAUACUCCUAUACUGGACAGAUCGAGAUUCUGUUUGCUGCUGCAUCCAGCUUGAUUAUAUACGAUUGUCCACGACGCAAGAAAAAUAAUAAUAAAUAAACAAUCGUGACAAUCGACUUCACAAUUGCUUUAGGUAUUAAUUGUUCCGGGCGAACCCUUACCUCGUCAUAAUUCACCGGCACACUACGAUCGAUCCCCAUCAAAUCGAUCUUGGUUACCCAGGACCUAAUUGACUUGGAACCACCAUUUUGUGGUUCAAUUGGGCAUUUUGGGGAUCCUUUUGCAACACCUAAGUCCACGUCACAACUUACAACACAACACAAUGGCUGCUGUCACUCGCCAACCGUUCGCACCUCUUAACGAGACACGCCUACAGGCGUUGACUAGCCUAAAAAACCGACAAAAUGCCAUCCCGAACUCUCCCGCGAAGCGAAAAGCCGCCGACACUUUAGAUGCGGAUGAUUUUGAGAACGUUGACCCGGUACUCUUUUCUAAGCGAUCAAAGGGUUCCGACAAUCUCUCGCCUUCCAAGGAUUCCUUCAUCAAGCCAUCAUCCUUUAUCCUCACGAAGUCUGUCAGCUCCAGCGAUGUUCCUCUCGCCACUCAACCGAAGCCAGUUGUCCCACGUCCGCGAUCAGUACUCAACCCCAAGUCACCUACCAACAGGAUCAACACCAGCAUAACCAAGUCUUCGACUCCUCUCUCAGCACCCGCUGGUCGCUCACCUACCCGCAGCAAGCGCUCCGGCAUCCUCUCCUCGCGCCGACGCACUAACGGUGCAUUCUCGCGCGUAGACCCGCCAUCCUAUGGUGCCUCAUCAUCGACUCCGUUUUCCCUGGACGCCGCUCUUAAGGGGACGAUCGCGACCUACGGAAGUCGCAAUGGCCCACUAUCCGCCUCCAGGUCGUCAUCAUCCAGCUCUUUGGGCCUGGAUGACUUACACAAGGGUGAGAUGAAGGAAUCCUGGUUCUUUGAUAUCCACGAGGAUACACCGGAGCAGGAGAUGACGAAUCUCUUGCAGCACGGCACUUGUGUCCUUGACAUUAGCUCUGAUGAGGAGAGCGAGAGCCGUCGACAGCGUGAGAAUGCCGAGGGCAAGGAGAAUAUCCCGCCCGUUGAUGAUGUUUCGCAGACUUCGCGCCCACGUGCGGCUCGUUUGGUCUCGGAUGAUGAGAUGGUGUUUGAGAAGGAGCGUAACCCGCUUGGUGAGAUGGAUGUUCGAGAUUACUAUUCUGAGGGUCUCGAUGCGAACUCCAUCGUUAUCGUUCCUGGUGAUGAGGACGAGGAGGAGCAGUCCCAGAAGCAAGAGGCGCAGCAAGUCGCCGGUGACGUACCUGCUGAGGAGUGUGUCGCUGUUCUACAGUCUGUCACAGAAGAGGCAGCGAAGUCGGUCGACGAGUUGAUGCAAAAGACCGAAGAACCUGUUCCUUGCGCCUCUCUACUUGAGCCGAUGGAGGGCACAGGUGAGAGCUUCGAGGUAUGGGAGAGCGGAAGCGCAAAGGAUGAGGCGGAGACCGUUACAGUUGAGGGGACAGCAUGCUAAUAGGGACAUGGACAUACUCUGCGCGUUUCUGAUUCUCUCGGACUGGUUAAUUUUCCUCGGUCCUCUAAUUCCUAGAUAGUACUAUAGCCUGCAGGAGGCGGAGUCACGGGCGUUACGGACUACGGCCAUCAAGGCAUAGGGAAAGCAAGGGGAUACGGUUAAUGGUAAGGGAUCGGGACCGGCUAUUUGUAUUGCUUUUACUGCCUGUACACGUUUUACUUGUUUGAGUCUUUUUCUUCAGGACCUGUGGCCUCGGCUUGAGGCGGUUCUGAAUACACGCUCUGAUCGUCGCUUGGAGCACUUGUGCCCGGUUGGGUACUAUUAUUGCUGUGGCUAUUGAGGAUCAUGGCAAAGAUGGCGACAAACCGAAUGUAGUCUUGACAACGAACUCGACCUAGGUAGCUUACUUCGGUACCAAUACAUAUGUUGCUUGUAGAA
Messenger RNA from Hypoxylon trugodes, 2344 nucleotides. RefSeq lists its product as uncharacterized. The record is from RefSeq and is a predicted model, not a curated record. The transcript has 2 exons. The coding region runs from base 686 to 1906 and encodes 406 amino acids. Lineage: Eukaryota; Fungi; Ascomycota; Sordariomycetes; Xylariales; Hypoxylaceae.